Molecule: messenger RNA, 1638 nt
Organism: Funneliformis mosseae
Lineage: Eukaryota; Fungi; Glomeromycota; Glomeromycetes; Glomerales; Glomeraceae
Source: the annotation of a GenBank genome assembly
GGAAUGGUUGCAGUUGAUCCAAAUCUUGAAGGUGAUGUUUUAUGUAUACGCGAUAGUCAAAAAAAGUUCGAUGCGCCCGAUUCCUCAAUUUUAGAGAUUGCGAAAACUGUGAAAACUUCAUUGCCCGGCCAUUUAAAUCGACAGAUUAUAAUGUUAUUAUCGACACUUGGGGUGCCAGAUGAGGUAUUUAUUGAAUUACAAAACGAAAUGUGCGCAGACAUUGAUGCAAUGAUGACGAACGAGGAAAAAGCACGCGAAAUUGUAAAACGUAAUAUGGGCACAAAAGAAUGCUUACACAUCACGCGUACUAUCCUUAGCAUGAUCGAAGAAGGAAUGAUGAAAGGGAUUGUUGAUCCAUUUUUAAAUGCCCUUUUGGAAUGUAAACGUGUUUAUGCAUUAAAGAUGUUAAGACACAAAGCUCGUAUUUUAAUGCCUAAAUCAUUCUUAUUAUUGGGCGUUAUUGAUGAGACUGGCAAAUUGGAAGAAAACGAAAUUUAUCUGCAAACCUCUACCAUUGUUAGCGAACAUCUAACGUUCAAUAAAGCGAAUGAUAAAAUCCGACGAGAAUCUAAGAUUUGGACAGAUCAAGCUAUUAUUACUAGGAACCCAUGUUUGCACCCCGGAGAUCUAAGAAAAGUUGAGGCAGUUGACAUUCCCGAACUGUCUCAUUUAAAAAACUGUAUAGUGUUUAGCCAAAAAGGAGAUAGACCUUUGCCAAAUUGUUUGGAAAACGCGGAACCUAUGGAAUUUGAUUCCCAAGGAAAAAGAGAGUUGGAUAGGGACGUUGAAAUUGAAGAUAUUUGUGAGUUCUUUAAAGACUACAUGCUAAACAAUAGGCUCGGUCAAAUCGCCAAUCUCCAUUUAGCAUUGGCCGAUUUCAAUGAAAUGGGUGUUAGAUCUGAAGAAUGUAUUAAGUUGGCACAACUGCAUUCCAAUGCGGUUGAUUUUAAUAAAACUGGAAUUCCGGUGGUUGAAAAAUUGACAAGCCGUUCUGAAUACCCAGAUUUUAUGGAUUCCAGAUAUAGAGAUUCUUAUAGGUCAGAAAAAGUGCUGGGAAAAUUAUAUCGCGACAUUCAACUUGAUAAGCCCGAGAAAGACCCUUUGUUAAAAUAUUAUAAAAAGACUAUAAAGAUGGAUGAAAAUUUUUUGUUUGAAGGAUAUCAAGACUAUAUAGAAGAAGCUAUUGCUUGUCGUGAUCAUUAUAAUAGUGAAAUUCGAAGUCUUAUGAAGAAAUAUAAUGUUAAAACCGAGGCAGAAAUUUUAACAGCGCAAUUAUUAGGAUUCCGGCGUAUUGAUGGUAGUAAAAGUCAAGAUAUGCGAGAUGCAAUUAUCGGGUCGAUAUUUUUCAUAAUAUAUAAUUGUCGUAAACAAUUCUUGAUGGGCUUACAUAACGAUCAUGAAGCAGAUGAAGAUGAAGAUGAAUUACCAUUUAAUUUAAAUGCCCCGAUUCCUAUAAACAAUGAAUCAAAAGCUAAAGCUUCGGCAUGUUACUAUGCCACAUAUAACCAAGUUGAAUAUCCUGAAGAAGAAAAAAACAAGACCAUCUUAUUAAGUUUUCCUUGGGUUGUAUCAGAUAUAUUAUUAGUAAUUCGCAGGGAUAACAUGAAUGAAUUACAGGCAUCAGUACCGUUAAAUUAA